UGUUUUAUUUCUACUCCCGGUGUUGUUCGACUAUUUGGAAGCACAGAACAGAAAACCAAAGGAUGAGUGGCAAAACUACCGUCAAACAGCUGCAGCAGCACGGAAACGACUCCGAACAGGAUGAAUUUGACGACGGGGUCAUACAUGACGACCCGGGGGACGGGAAUUCGAAUCCGGAAAUGGAAGAUGCCGCAAUGGUAGAGGAUGAUGAAUUGGGCGCCGAUUCAGCUGACGUUAGCUAUGGUGUCAUCGAAGCGCUGGACGAUUAUGAUCUUGAGCGCCUAGUAUAUGAAGAACGGAGUUAUCAGGAGCCGACUGUACAUGAAGAAACGGAGGAUCCAAUCGCUUCAGAAACUAUGGAGGAUCGAGAAACGCAGAUGCAAAGCCAGGCAGGAAGUUCUAAAACUAAAAAACGCCGCUCUACUGCAGUUAUUUUUGAUCCUAGUGAUGCGGAUCCCGGAUGCCAAACGAAUCUAAUUCUACGAGGUACAUUUUAUAAGCGGAAAUUCGUUGGGGAAACAUCCGGAAGUCAGGUAGCAUCGGAAACGGUCGUUGUGAAUACAGUGGAGGAAGUGCUGCGUGGAGUGUGGAGUAUUGCAAAACCGUUCUUAUGUCGCGAAGUGAUCUUCGUUGAUGGGAGUGAAGGGCAGCUUCCUACUUGGGCCGAUAGUGAGCCGUCUUUUGAGGAAAUGAACAGGUUUAUCAUCAUGCAAGAUCAAGGACAAAAACGACGAGUCACCACCGACAAAGUAGACAGCAAACUGCUCGUAAAUUGGCGCUCAAAGGACAUCAAAAUUCAUAUACACUUGUUCUCGAUUUCGGUUUCGUGCAGAUCCUUGUGGGACAUUGUGGACAAACAACUCAUCCGCCCUCAGAACGCAGAUCGUGCGGGAGCUCCAAACAAUCAAACAGUUUACUAUGUCUGA
Messenger RNA from Armigeres subalbatus, 926 nucleotides. RefSeq lists its product as uncharacterized. NCBI's taxonomy places the organism in Eukaryota, Metazoa, Arthropoda, Insecta, Diptera, Culicidae. The transcript has 2 exons. The record is from RefSeq and is a predicted model, not a curated record. Bases 63 to 926 code for a protein of 287 amino acids.